GAACUGCUCCUGCAUGUGAGGAGUGACGAUCGAGAGUAAUGAGAGAGAUGGCCGCUAUGAAAGAGCGAGCACCAAAGCGUAGUCGACAAUGAGAGAAGCUCCCCAGUAGCACAGAAACUGCAUGACCUGGUCAUCAUGGAAGCGUUUUUUACUUUUGAUCCCGGGCCAUGGUGAUAUCGACCGCUGGCCCUUUGUCAAGAACAGCAUCGAACGCAUUCAAGACUCCUUCGCGUGGUCCCAGUACUUUUCGGCAAGAGAUCUCGACUGUGCGAUUUACACUUGGCGGCGAAGGGAAGAGUAUGACUUGGAAACCUUGAUAGGGAAGGCAACCUCCGGGAGAGGAGGCAGCCCAGAGGCAGCUGCAGAUCCCACCACAUUCAACAAGGCAAACAAUGGUACAGGCGUACACCAAUGCGCAGUGAUCCGGAAAGAAGGCGCGCACUACCAGAACGCAUUGUAUGACGCGUAUUUGAAGUACUUUGCUUUACGGGGAAAUGGAUUCACACGCAGUUCUAACUCGCUAUCUACAGGCUCAGGAGCCGCGAUCACGCCUUCUACUGCAACGUCCAAAUCAACAACAACAUAUGACUUUGUCCUUGUCCUUCUAGACGAUGUUGCUGUCCUCCGGUUCGAUCCAGACAUCAUCUUCCCAGUCAUGUGGGAAAACGAUCUCUCCGUUCUACAACCGCAUUCGUUGUGUUCUGCGAGUUCUAGACUACAGCCAGCUCAAUACUUGGAUCAGCUGUUGCACUACGCCACACCUGGUUGGACGAGUCGGACGUUUGAGAUGCAAAUGACGGUUUUUACAGGGUCGGGCUUUUCCUGUUUCAGCGAAGAGUUGUUAUGGGAUGCUGGGAAAGUGAAAGGAGGAUUUGAUAAGCUGUUCUUCUGGGCCUGUGGAGGUGCGAUGACGCAGGAAAUAAGGAGAGAAGUGGGUGGGAGAGAGGAUUUCUAUAGUGUGCAUCGGGGUGCACGUGCAGUGAAAGCCACUGUAACUACAACUGGAGGGGAAGAUACGAAAACGAAAAGCGAAACGAUACGACACGAAGAUAUCCUUGAAAUGGUGCGACAAGUUAGACGGCGACGGAGAGGCUGGAGUUUGAGUGAGCCUGACACUCUUUACCCUUCCAUGGAAGCCCGUAGACCGAGCACUACGUCAGUCGCAGGAGACCCCGAAAUCAUAGACAGUUACCAACUCCAGCUUGAGGAGACCUCUGCUAAUCAAGAUUCAGCCGAUGGUUUCUGGCAACAACAUCAUCGUUGGGCUUCGCCUGUGAAUAGUAUUCCUGUGCCACAGGAAUUGAAGAUUGGGCCACGAGGAGGAUCACCGGAUGCGGCCACUAUGAAUACCGACUACGAUCGUCAAGUUGUCUAUCCUGUAGGCCAUCUGUGGUUUCGUGCUAUAGUUUUACAUUUAGUUUGGGCAGUGCCACAAGGCACACUGUAUCUUGCACGUGAUCACGACGUUUUCUUGACGCGUGGGGAAAAGAGAAGGCAAACGAAAUUGGAUAAAAGUAUACGCUUAUUAAAUCACGAUGAGAAAGAGAAGGGAGAGGAGAAUCAAGAGAAACAGAAGAUGGAUCAGAAAGUUGCAGAGGAAGCGACCCAGGGACUAAGCGAAGAAGAGCUACGUGGAUUCUGGAGCUUCUCGUUGAUAAAGAUGCAACACAAGUAUAUCGCUCGGAAAUUUUUGCAGUGGCGUGUUGAAAUUUUGAAGCAGUGUGCAGGAAGUAGUUCAAGCCGCGCACCAGGUGUUGGUGACGAGAGAGGCGCUUCCAGAGGUAUGAACACGACCGAUCUGAUGCGACGAAGGACUUGGCUCUUAUCAGACAAAACGUGCCUAACCGAAAAAUACCGGUUUAUUCUGCAUCAGAUGCUGCAGGCGGGGAAGCCAUUAUUGGAAACGGCAGCUGCAGGUCUUUUCGCACCAGCAACAGUGGACGAAGUGGAGUGGGUCCGUGGUAUUGCUGAAACAAGGUCAGUUGAACAAGCGUCGCCUGAUGGAACAAUCCAUGAGGAAUUAUGGGCAGUGAGCCUUGCGUCAGGAGAGAGGAAACCCGCAGAUGGGGACCAGCACUCUUUCCUCUACUCCAAUCCCACGCUACUCCUCGACCUCGCUCUGCAAAGUUUAUCAGCAUACAAUUCGAGACCUAGCAAUCCUUCACGCUUGGCUUCUUCGAAUGAGUUCUUCGAGAUGCCUAAAUUGACGAUUCCCCUUGACGCUUUCCUGCAUUUCGCUAUAGUGGAAAAAGGUGGCGCACACCCUUGGCCUGAAUCUGGAGACUUCGCCAGGCGUGCUCAUAGGAUAGCAUCUGCCUCGGAGGUGUUGCACCCGACAUCGAGAAAGCUUUUUCAAGCUGCUGUUGCUUUUUCGACUGCACUAGUGGAGAAUUUCUCAGUGUCGACUGAGUUCUUGCCGAUGCCGUUGCGAGAAUUGACGAAGACAAGGUUUUUGCCUAGACGCAGUUACUACGAAGAACUCUCUUUGAACCUGUCUGGGGAACAGAAGAGGCAUUUGGUAGCGACAUUGACGGAUCAGAUGACUUCGUCCAAAAGCGGUACUGGAGCAGAGGAUUCGUCUCAGAUUCAUCGUCUUUCAGCUCCGCAACAGCCUGGACUGAAAUAUACUGGCAGGUUGCCACUGGAGGCGUCGGCUUUGGUCGUGCCAGAAGAACACAGUGCGUGGAAGCCUUCUUCACCUGAGAGCAAUACUACGGAUGCAAAUGACGCUGACGUCAAAGAGGAGAAGGCCACUGGCGCGAGUAGUUCGAUGUUGGAGCAGGUGCAGUCGGUACGUCAGCAGUUGCUGAGGGAGAACUACUACUUCGACCGCGCGCUGAAGUUCGACCCGUAUGCAGUGGCGCAAUACUUAUGAGGAGGCAUCGUAAUGUAUAAAUCAUCAAAAUGAAAUGAUUUCUUGAUAUGAGUAAUAAUGAAUCACGCCUGAAUCCCCUAAAAAAUCCCGAUCCCUCGCUCCUUUUCAUACCCCAACCUCGCGAAACACGCUGUUCUCAAUCGACCGAACACUUUCCGCAAGCCAAUGGCUGUAGGCGAGAGCUCAAGGCUGGUUCGCGGUGGUCGCACAGCCAACGGUAAGCCUUUCACACAGUUAGUCGAUUUGCAGUAUGACUUCCGCUUCCUGCAAGAGAAAGACUGGCUUGAUGCGCUCAACGACCACUCUCUGGUCAACAUUCACAUCUGUAGUGAAGCCAAUCUGAUUGCCGCUAACGACCCUAAUAAGCAUAUCGGCAUUAACGAACAAGGCUGGGACCGGGAGAGGAGUAGUGUGAAGUGAUCAUGGAAGAGAUCUACGAACAAGGCUGGAAUCGGGACGUAAGGCUAAGGGGAAAGAUCUCCAAAGGAGUCAAUUUUUUGCCUAGGAAUCUAUCAGAUGCCCUUACAAAAAAAAUAACUAUAGUAUAGAAAUCUAUUUUCAAAAAUCGCAAGACAAGAACCAGGAAGUUUCUAGGAAUCCUGUUCAUCAACUUUCGACUGUUUGCCAAGAAAGACACUUUGUUAGGAUAAAUGUCCAAGGACGAGCAGGAGUUGGAGUAUCUAUGACAAAGUUCAUAAUAGAGACCAAGACUCUCGACAUUGAUUCGAAAGUGCAUGCAAAAUGCAUGUUCAUCGUCUAACUAUGUAUCCUUCGUG
Amoebophrya sp. A25 is the source of this 3651-nucleotide messenger RNA. NCBI's taxonomy places the organism in Eukaryota, Dinophyceae, Syndiniales, Amoebophryaceae. The record is from the annotation of a GenBank genome assembly.